Colletotrichum chrysophilum is the source of this 189-nucleotide messenger RNA. RefSeq lists its product as uncharacterized. NCBI's taxonomy places the organism in Eukaryota, Fungi, Ascomycota, Sordariomycetes, Glomerellales, Glomerellaceae. The coding region runs from base 1 to 189 and encodes 62 amino acids. The transcript is spliced from 2 exons. The record is from RefSeq and is a predicted model, not a curated record.
AUGGUUGCCAACGAAGAAGACUUUACGCCUUAUGACCCUAUUCGAUGCGCACACUACGCCCGUUUUGCUUCACAUCUUGACAGAUGGCAAUUCGAUCUCCUUUACUGGCUCCUCUUCGUCUUCAACUUGUUCAUCCUGUUUCUUGCAGCAUGGGGAUACACUCGACUCAAAACGAAAACAGGCAAUUAG